Messenger RNA from Cladophialophora yegresii CBS 114405, 1626 nucleotides. RefSeq names its product STE/STE7/MEK1 protein kinase. Gene Ontology annotation, biological process: protein phosphorylation. Gene Ontology annotation, molecular function: ATP binding; protein kinase activity. The transcript is spliced from 3 exons. Lineage: Eukaryota; Fungi; Ascomycota; Eurotiomycetes; Chaetothyriales; Herpotrichiellaceae. The record is from RefSeq and is a predicted model, not a curated record. Bases 1 to 1626 code for a protein of 541 amino acids.
AUGUCUGACCCCUUCAAGGCUCGCACGCUGAAACGAAAGAAUGUCAAAGGGCUGGCUUUGAAUGCCCCGACUCCUCGAACAGCGCCUUCAGAUGGCGACUCACAGAUACCUGGGGCAUUGGGGAACUCAGAGAGCGAUCGGACAGACACUCUGGAGAUAGGGCUCGAGUUCAAACUUGACCUCAGAAGUGAAGAUCUUGUUGUUCUAAAAGAGUUGGGUGCUGGCAAUGGCGGGACAGUCAGUAAGGUCAUGCAUGCCUCGACGAAGGUGAUAAUGGCAAGAAAAAUAAUUCGAGUUGACGCCAAAGAGAACGUUCGGAAGCAGAUCGUCAGAGAAUUGCAGGUUGGCGCCGACUGCAGCUCGCCAUAUGUCAUUACGUUUUACGGGGCUUUUCAGAAUGAGGCACGUGAUAUCGUGCUAUGUAUGGAAUAUAUGGAUUGCGGGUCCUUGGAUCGGAUAUCGAAAGAUUUUGGGCCGAUUCGGGUCGAUGUUCUGGGCAAGAUCACGGAGUCCAUCCUUGGAGGGUUGGUGUAUUUGUACGAGGCUCACCGUAUCAUGCACCGCGAUAUCAAGCCGUCUAAUGUCUUGGUCAACUCCCGCGGCAUGAUCAAACUAUGCGACUUUGGGGUAGCCACGGAAACCGUUAACUCAGUGGCUAACACAUUCGUCGGAACGUCAACAUACAUGGCACCCGAACGCAUUCAAGGAGGAGCAUACACCAUCAAGUCCGAUGUUUGGAGCGUUGGCUUGACGGUAAUGGAGUUGGCGAUAGGGAGAUUUCCAUUCGACUCGACCGACUCUGCUGCAGGCGACAGGGCCAGUGCCGGGCCUAUGGGCAUUCUGGACCUUUUGCAGACUAUUGUUCACGAACCAGCACCUAAAUUACCGAAGAGCGAGGCCUUCCCCGCCAUUUUGGAAGAUUUUGUGGCAAAAUGCCUGCUAAAGAAUCCGGAUGAGAGGCCGACUCCGCGCGAAUUAUACGACAGGGAUAAUUUUCUGCAGGCCGCCAAAAGGACGCCUGUCGACCUGCAAGAGUGGGCUGUCUCAAUGAUGGAACGCCACAACCGGAAAUCAUAUUUGGCACCUCCCGCACCCAAAUCGCUCAAAAGUGAUGGCACGAGCUCGGACACGUCCCAUACUGCUUCGUCAGCAUCUACAGCUUCUUUUGCGCCCGACGCUCGAGGCACCCCAGUAACAGCGAAGCGUUAUGCCAGCCCUACUUCUGGGCACAUUCCAGUAGCACCUCCGCAGUUCGCUUCUCAAGGCACUCCGACAGGCUUUGUGGAAAGAUCGCCUCCCCCUCCAUUAUCGCUACAGCACCUGUCUCUCGAGACCAGGGAUGCACCAAACGGAAUAGGUCCGCGUGCAAAUCGCCUGGGGUACAGUGACCGAGACAACAUUCCAGAGCCUGCAUCGGCCAUUGAACCUUCCCAGAGACCCAUGUUUCCGCCCAGGACAAGUAGCAGCGGUAACACCAUGAACGGCAGGAACCAGUUAACAACCCCGGCAUUUUCUACGCGCCAACCUCCACCGACAGGACCCUUACCGGCUCCUCCCAUAAAGGAUCUGCCAGCCCCUCCAGCAUUGAGAAGCGCGGGCGUCGCCAGCCCGCGUCGACCAAGGUGA